AUGAUGCCCCGUAAAGCUUUUCUUUCCCAGAAAGAAAAGCAGGCUCGUGCCAGGGAAAGGGAUAUGUUAAAAAAGAGGAGGAGGCGACAAGACUAUCUCAAACGAAGCGUGGAGCCACAGAAAAAUGCAGACACAAUUAAAUGGCACAGGGAUGAUGAGAAGAGGAGAGAAAAUGAGCAAGUUAAGGACAAAGAUAUCAAGAAGCGUUGGAGACAGGAUGAGAGAGAACGACGAAAGAAUGUGGACCCUAUGAAUUGGCACAGGGAAGAGGAGAAGAGGGAAAAUGAGCGAGAAACUAUGUUCCAACUUCCUGUCAACAACCUUGGCAGUUUAAGAAAGGCCCGGAAAACUGUGAAAAAAAUACUUAGUGACAUUGGUUUGGAAUACUGUAAAGAACAUAUAGAAGAUUUUAAGCAGUUUGAACCUAAUGACUUUUAUUUGAAAAACACUACAUGGGAGGAUGUGGGACUGUGGGACCCUUCGCUUACAAAAAACCAGGACUAUCGGACAAAGCCCUUUUGCUGCAGUGCAUGUCCAUUUUCCUCGAAGUUCUUUUCAGCGUACAAGAGCCACUUCCGGAAUGUUCACAGCGAAGACUUUGAGAACAGGAUCCUGCUCAACUGCCCCUACUGUACCUUCAAUGCGGACAAAAAGACUUUGGAAACGCACAUUAAAAUAUUCCACGCGCCCAACGCCAAUACACCGAGUGGAGGCAUCAGCACUUUCAAAGAUAAAAACAAACACGAGAGCCUUAAACCCAAGCAGGCUGACAGUGUAGAACAAGCAGUUUAUUACUGCAAGAAGUGCACUUACCGCGACCCGCUGUACGAAAUAGUCCGAAAGCACAUUUACAGGGAACAUUUUCAGCAUGUUGCUGCUCCUUACGUGGCCAAGGGAGGUGAGAAGUCCCUCAAUGGGGCCGUUCCCCUCAGCGCCGGCGCCCGCGAGGACGGAGGGAUCCACUGCAAGCGAUGCCUCUUCAUGCCGAAAUCCUACGAAGCUUUAGUGCAGCACGUGAUCGAAGACCACGAGCGCAUCGGAUACCAGGUCACGGCGAUGAUAGGUCACACUAACGUAGUGGUUCCCAGAUCAAAACCUUUGAUGCUCAUAGCUCCCAAACCCCAGGACAAAAAGCCCAUGGGCCUCCCCCAGAGGAUGGGUGCCCUCUCCGGAAGCGUCCGCUCCCUUUCGUCCCAGCAGAUGAUGAACAGACUCACUAUACCAAAGCCUACGUUAAAUUCCGCGGGAGUCAACAUGAUGUCAAACGUUCACCUACAGCAGAACAAUUACGGGGUCAAGUCGGUGCCCCCGAGUUACGUCGGUCAGCCUGGGGGGAGGCUCAGCCUCAGUGGAAACUCGGCCGUUUCUCUUUCCCAGCAGACACAAAGCCUGAAGCAGUUUUCAGCCAGCGGGAACGGGAGGCCUUACACUCUGGGCGAGCAGAGGUCCCAGAGCUCGGCGCGGUACUCGCUGCAGUCUGCCAACUCCUCCUCGCUCUCGGCGGCGCAGCUCAAACAGACGUCGUUGUCGCAGUCGUCGUCGAGAGCUUUGGGUCAGUCUGGCUCCAAGUCUUCUGUGGCUGCCCCAGGUCCUUCUGCCAUCCACACGUCGUCCACGCAGAAGUGGAAAAUCUGUACCAUCUGCAACGAGCUGUUCCCUGAAAACGUGUACGGCGUCCACUUCGAAAAGGAGCACAAGGCCGAGAAGGUGCCUGCAGUAGCCAACUACAUCAUGAAAAUCCACAACUUCACUAGCAAACACGGGCUGUCCUGCCCCUACUGCCGCUCCACCUUCAACGACGUGGAGAAGAUGGCCGCUCACAUGCGCAUGGUGCACGUGGACGAGGAGAUGGGGCCUAAGACAGACUCCACGCUGACCUUCGACCUGACGCUGCAGCAGGGCAGUCACACCAACAUCCACCUCCCCGUCCCCCCGGCCCGCGCCCCCGCGGAGUCCGUGGCUUACCACGCCCAGACCACCGCCCCGGUCCCGCCAAAGCCGCAGCCCAAACUGCAGGAGAAGGCCGACGCGCCCGUCAAGAGCUCCCCGCAAGCAGCAGUGCCCUACAAGAAGGACGUGGGGAAAACUCUGUGUCCUUUGUGCUUCUCCAUCCUCAAGGGCCCCAUCUCGGACGCGCUGGCUCAUCACCUGCGCGAGAGGCACCAGGUGAUACAGACGGUUCACCCGGUGGAGAAGAAGUUGACCUAC
This is a messenger RNA of Acanthisitta chloris (rifleman), 2208 nucleotides long. Its product is annotated as activity-dependent neuroprotector homeobox protein-like. Gene Ontology annotation, cellular component: nucleus. The record is from RefSeq and is a predicted model, not a curated record. Gene Ontology annotation, biological process: regulation of gene expression. NCBI's taxonomy places the organism in Eukaryota, Metazoa, Chordata, Aves, Passeriformes, Acanthisittidae.